Molecule: messenger RNA, 1122 nt
Organism: Sporothrix schenckii 1099-18
Lineage: Eukaryota; Fungi; Ascomycota; Sordariomycetes; Ophiostomatales; Ophiostomataceae
Exons: 2
Coding region: 1-1122 (373 amino acids)
Source: RefSeq, a predicted model, not a curated record
AUGGAAGAAGAGACGGAUAUGAACAGUUGGGAGGAUGGGCAAUCCAGUGGUGAACCGCCAUUGUUGAGUCAGGCUAGAGAACAGCUCGAGAAGACGGAGGCCUACUAUGCAGCAAUCGAAUCGGUACUACAAUCGACAAGAAUACCUUGUCCUGGACGCCGUGCCAGAAAGGCCGAUGCGAGGCAAAAAGAAUGCAUAGACAAACUCCUGACAGUGGCUCUCGAAUGGGGUCACGAGGUCAUUGUUGUCAAUAAGUGGUAUCUCUCAUCCCCUCGCGUCUGUCAAGACUUACGCGCACUUGCAAAGCGGUACUACCUAGAUGAAAUUCGUCCGCUGCUCAACGGCCUUCUCUACCAGGACCACAAGUCGACAGAACCGCACUGCAAAACUCGGCUGUGCACUGGUCUCGAGGCUCGCCAUUUGGUCGCGAUUCGACGGUACAUGAAUGGUACCAUCGAGAUUCCUAUGAUUGCAAGCAUCGACGAUCUGCCACUCUCAGACCAAAUAUAUUACGAGAUGAACAGCUCGGGGUUUCUACAAAAAUCCAGUCACAAAAGACUUAUAGAGUCAAAGGCUGCCAAACACCGGCUGAAAUGUGCAAAGGAUGCCCUGAACUCUGUCAUCACUUCUCUCCGACUGGAAUCUCAAAAUAAAGUUUUGAUUCAUAUGGCAGAGACAUUCGAGGCCCGGAAAGAAGUUGACGAACUAAAGUGGCUAAAGCAUCGUUGGGAUCGAAUGCCUUUAUGCGAAUAUUCCGUCACACCGAUCCGGUAUGGCACGAAGGGUCCAUGGCAUAUGGCCAUAGUCAAUGCCAGAGACAAUAUUAUUAUUCUACACAUUUCAGAAUCAACCGAGAGCGUUCCACAAAUGUUCUUAGGGUUGCCCGGCUCCCAGGUCUAUCACGUUCGUCCGGCCGUGUCAGCAUCUAGCAUCGGCGGUGUCAUCCACUAUAUGACAUUCUUCAUAUCCGCACCAGACCAGUUCAUCGCGAAUCUGAAAGAGAACCGAAGUCCUGAAUUUGGCAUUACGGUCCGGGGUGUGUUCAGUGAGGCUGAUGGAGUGUCUUUGAUAAGCGAAUCGGACCUUGCUAAGUAUCUGUUGGGUAAAACAGGGGACUGGUAG